AUGAGCAGGAGCAAAAGCAGUAGCAGUAACAGUAGCAGGAGCAGGAGCAGUUGCAGUAGCAGGACUGGAACGGUAGCUGGCGUAGGGGCAGAAGCAGGAGCAGAAGCAGGAGCAGUAGCAGGAGCAGAAAAAGCAGUAGUAGUAGCAGGAGCAGGAGCAGGAGCAGGUGUAAGAGUAGGAGCAUUAGCAGGAGCAACAGCAGCAGCAGGAGCAGUAGCAAGAGCAGCAACAGCAGCUGCAGGAGCAGUAGCAAGAACAGGAACAACAGCAGCAGCAGCAGUCGCAGUCGCAGGAGUUGUAGCAGAAGAAGAACAGGAAAAACAGCAGUAUCAAGAGCAGGAGCAGCAGCAGCAGCAGCAGCAGAAACAGCAGCAUCAGAAGGAACAGUAG
Molecule: messenger RNA, 390 nt
Organism: Mercenaria mercenaria
Lineage: Eukaryota; Metazoa; Mollusca; Bivalvia; Venerida; Veneridae
Product: merozoite surface protein 2-like
Exons: 2
Coding region: 1-390 (129 amino acids)
Source: RefSeq, a predicted model, not a curated record